AUGCACUGCAUUGCAUCUUACACGUUCCUGAUCCGGAGGGCUGUCAGCUGCCCUUCUUUGGCGACUUUGCUCUACUGGUACGUCGUGGCGGAAAUCGACGAGGGUGAGUCCGGCGGCCGCUUCGACAUGGUGCGACAGCGGCUUCUCGAGGCCCUGUCCAAGGACGGGGGGAAGCCCUCGGAGACGGCCACAGCCACGCGGCACCUGCUCGAGCAGCAGGAGAGACUUCGCAAGAAGUUGCUCUGGAGCCUGCAGUUUGCCAAGGGCAAGCGAGACAGAAUCGAGAAGAAGAUCGAGCGCUUCCGGCAAGCGCUGGUUGCUGCCGAUCCGCCAGCAGGGGAGGAGUCCUUCCAGGAGCUGGAUUUGGUUAACGGGCUCAAGGAAGGCAUCCCACUGCCCGUGGAUCCCUCUGUUUCUUUGGUGGGGAUCUUGCCAGAGCAGUGCUUCCUGUUAAAGUCGGCCAUGAAUCCAGGUGUACUCGCCUGUCAGGUUCGCCCUUCGUCAAAUCCCCAGGGCCAACGAAGCAUCAAGAGGGUCAUGGUCAAGGAGGGCGACGAUCUGCGGCAAGACCAGCUGGUCCUUCAGCUGAUCAUCCUGAUGGAUUCGAUCCUGAAGAGAUAUGGUCUUGACCUUCAGUUGACGCCUUACCAGGUGAUUGCGCUCUCUCGCAACGAUGGCCUGAUCGACUUUGUUCCCGACUCGUCCAACUUGUCGAAAGUGCUCAAAGAGCACAAUGGGGAUAUCCAGCAGUUCUUCCGCGCCCAUCAUCCUGCGGAUGCUGGUGGCCAGCGAGGCCAAAACAAGGGCGACGACGCGCCGAGCGGAUGGGGUCCACAGAACUCCUAUGGCAUCAAGGCCGAGGUGCUGGAGAACUUUGUCCGCAGCUGUGCUGGCUACUGCGUCAUCACUUACAUCCUGGGCAUCGGGGACCGUCAUCUGGACAACCUCAUGGUGACCACGGAUGGCAAGCUCUUCCACAUAGACUUCGGGUUCAUCUUGGGCAAAGAUCCCAAGCCGUUCCCGCCACCUAUGCGCAUCUGCAAGGAGAUGGUGGAAGGGAUGGGUGGCAACCCUUCUCCCGGAUACCAGUCCUUCAAGUCCAAAUGUUGCCAGGCCUUCAAGAUCUUGAGGCGACACUCCAAGUUGAUCAUCAACCUCCUGUACCUGAUGACGGAUUCUGGCAUCAAGGACAUCUGCAGCGAUCCCCAGUUCGCCAUCCUCAAAGUGGAGCAGAAGUUCCAGGCCUUGAUGGAUGAUGAGCAGGCAGAAGAGCACUUUCUGAGUCUCAUCGACGAGUCGGUCAGUGCGCUGCUUCCUGUGUUGCUGGAUAUUGGCCACAAGAUCUCCCUUGCCAUGCAGUAA
This is a messenger RNA of Symbiodinium natans, 1362 nucleotides long. Lineage: Eukaryota; Dinophyceae; Suessiales; Symbiodiniaceae. The record is from the annotation of a GenBank genome assembly.